Molecule: messenger RNA, 1236 nt
Organism: Encephalitozoon hellem ATCC 50504
Lineage: Eukaryota; Fungi; Microsporidia; Unikaryonidae
Product: RNA binding domain-containing protein
Exons: 1
Coding region: 1-1236 (411 amino acids)
Cellular component (GO): ribonucleoprotein complex
Molecular function (GO): RNA binding
Source: RefSeq, a predicted model, not a curated record
AUGAGAAUAGUUGUUAAGGACUUACCGGAAUCUACAACGAAGGAGGAGGUUGAGAAGGAGUUUUCGAAGCAUGGAAAGAUAACAGAUGUGUUUAUGGCAAAGAACGAGCGGGGGAAGUUCAGAAGGAUAUGCUUUAUAGGAUACAUGGGGGAAAAGGAGGGAAUGGAAGCGAUAAGAUAUCGGGACGGGUCUCUGUUCAAGAACCAGAAGAUAAGAUGUGAGGCAUUGAGGGAGGGGGCAGCCCAAACAAGCGAGUCUGAGGAGAGGAUGAUCAAAUACUCAAGAAAAAUCUUUAUUAGGAAUAUUCCCACUGAAUCUGACGAGCAGCUUAUUCACGAUGUUUUCAAGGAGUAUGGAGAGAUCGAGGAGGUCGGGUUGCUGGAUCUGAGAGAAAGAAAAGGGGCAUAUGUGAAAUUCAGCAAAGGAGAGUGUGCGCUGGAGGCGUAUCGAAACGUAAAGAUCAUUGGAGGAAUGAAGGCAAGGAUGUUUCCAUGGAAGGAUAAGGCCGAGAAAGGUCGAUACGAGCACUACAACACACUAUUCUUCAACUUUGAGUCGAUUGUGAAGAGGAUAUGUGAGAGUGAAAGAAUUGGGAUCAAGGAGCUUGUCGAUGUUAAUGAUAAAGACUUAGGUACCAGGAUGGCACUCAUUGAAACACACUUAGUCCAAGAAACAAAGGAGUUUUUGGAGAAUAAUGGGAUUUAUUUGGAUAAUCUUACUGGAGAUACUGAUAAGAAGACACUGAUAAUCCGUAACAUGGAGCUUAUGAAGUGCCUAGACCUUAUAGACAGCAGAUGCAAAAUCAGUAUUGCACCUUCUAAAUGUUUAGCGCUUCUUAAAUUUGAAGAGGAGGAAGAGGCUAGAAAAUGCUACAGAAAGUUGAAUCUGAAAAGAAUGAAGGAGCAGGUUAUCUACUGCGAAUAUGCACCAAUGUGCAAUGUUUCUAAAAGCACGAGAGAAGAGAUGCCGGAAGACAAGCCAAGAAAGGGCCAGCCUAUCAACAAGCUUCUCAUCAGGAAUGUUCCAUUCCAGGCUUCUGAGGAGGAAAUUAGAAGGAUGUUCAAUUCGUUCCAUGUGGUGGAUGUAAGAAUUCCGGUAAAGAGGGAGGGGACAAGCAGAGGCUUCUGCUUUGUGACACUAGGCUCGCCCGAUGAAGUUACUGCAGCCAUAAAGCAUUUUGGAAGCAGCACACAUCUCUAUGGAAGGCGUCUUGUUCUCGAAAAGGCAAAGUCUUAA